This is a messenger RNA of Dissoconium aciculare CBS 342.82, 786 nucleotides long. RefSeq lists its product as uncharacterized. The transcript has 3 exons. The record is from RefSeq and is a predicted model, not a curated record. Bases 1 to 786 code for a protein of 261 amino acids. Lineage: Eukaryota; Fungi; Ascomycota; Dothideomycetes; Mycosphaerellales; Dissoconiaceae.
AUGGGAACCCAUUCGCUCCUGAGCUCCUCUUCCGAUAUUGUUGUGUUCCGUUGUGAGGAGCCGAAGGCGUUUAACCGUCAGAAGUGCUACCGAGGGUACGUACAUAUCCGAACAUCCUUCCCGCCGACGAGGCACGCCCAAUCCUCGUACUUCGACGUCAGCCGCCAUCGCGACUUCCCGGCUCUGCACGGCUCACUCCGCCCCGAAGUCUUCCUCAUCUUCCUCCUCUGGCAUAGCCUCCAGCACGCCGUGUCUGGCUCACGCCAAGAUCACGUCGCCCAGGCACGCGGCCUCGGUGGCGGAGAGGGCGUGGUGCGGCCAGCUUCGGAAGGCGUCAGUGAUGCGGACAAUCUUCUCGCGGGUGUAAGCGGCGACUUUGCCGGCCGUCUGAUGCAGGUCGUCGAACAUAACCGCCUUCUCGAGGAAGCCGAGCGAGGUACGGAACAGCGGCGUCAACGUGGGAAACAAGGCGAAUCCGACAGCAUCAACCGGGCAUUACGCUCGCCCCUUCCCGAUAAGGGUAGAGAGCAGAAAGAAACAAGCACCGUCGCUGUCGUCCGAGUCGACGUCCAUUCGUCCCUGCAUAGCCGACUUGGAGGGAGGGCCUGUUUGCCCUUCGGGGCCCCUUCAGGGUUUCCGCUGCGGUACUCAUAUUUGAGGGUGUUGAAAGUAUUACGGGUCGACUGUCAGAGGGCCGUUUAUCCAAAGGGGCUUCUUGAGAAUGAGUGGUGCAGUAGGAUGUCACCGAAGGGGCUUUACAUCCCGAUGGGUAGGUUAGUAACAUGA